Molecule: messenger RNA, 705 nt
Organism: Quercus lobata
Lineage: Eukaryota; Viridiplantae; Streptophyta; Magnoliopsida; Fagales; Fagaceae
Exons: 2
Coding region: 1-705 (234 amino acids)
Biological process (GO): telomere maintenance; DNA repair
Molecular function (GO): DNA helicase activity
Source: RefSeq, a predicted model, not a curated record
AUGAUAGAAGAUUACCCAUCAACAUCUGUUACAACAGAGACACGUCGUACAAAUAAAUUUCUCAAUUAUUUAGAGGCGUUGCUCUUGCAACAUGGAAAGCACAUCAUAGAGUAUGAUUUGCCGAUUUCAACUGGAGAAUAUGACAAUGAUUUAGCUAUACCAAGACUCAUACAAGAUGAGCUAACUGUUCCUAAUGUAGAUGAAGAACUCACUUUAAUUGAGAAAUUGAAUAACUACCAGAGAGUUGCAUAUGAGACAAUCAUGACUGUUAUUUAUCGUAAGAAAAGCAUGACAUUCUUUGUCAAUGGGCCAGGAGGAAUUGGGAAAAUAUUUUUGUAUUGCACAAUAUUGGCAACCUUGAGAAAAGUCGGUCACAUUGCAAUUGUCACAUCUACAUCUGGCAUAGUAGCAACAUUACUCCCUGGUGGAAGAGCAGUGCAUUCCAGGUUUAAGAUUCCUUUAACUCCAGAUGCUUCAUCUACUUGCUCAAUAAUUGUUCCAAAGGGUACAAAGGCAGAAAUGAUUGAUGCAUGCACAGUCAAGUCCCCAUUAUGGAAAGACGUCAAAGUGUUACAUUUGAAGCAGAAUAUGAGGUUUGUCAACGAUGAAGAGUUUGCUAAGUAUAUACAAUGCAUUGGUGAUGGGAAUGAACCAUUUAUAGUGGAUGAUUUGAUUAAACUACCCCCUUCAAUGGCAAUGCAAUGA